This is a messenger RNA of Hibiscus syriacus, 2113 nucleotides long. RefSeq names its product LRR receptor-like serine/threonine-protein kinase FLS2. Gene Ontology annotation, molecular function: protein binding. The record is from RefSeq and is a predicted model, not a curated record. The transcript has a single exon. The coding region runs from base 75 to 1994 and encodes 639 amino acids. NCBI's taxonomy places the organism in Eukaryota, Viridiplantae, Streptophyta, Magnoliopsida, Malvales, Malvaceae.
UUCAAGCUCACUUUCUUCUUUCACUCCCACUGAUAAUAGUGUGAGCAAAUUCUAGCGUAGAUUUGGAAACGAAGAUGGGCUGCCAUAUGUUAUGGCUGCUUCUAGCACUGACUAUGAUGGCAGCAACAAGCAUUGUCCGAGGAUGCGACCUUGGUGACCUUAAAGGACUAGCCAGUUUCAGGGGCGGAAUCCAUACGGACACUUCGGGUAGGCUAGUGAAAUGGGCCGGUCGUAGUUGUUGUAGGUGGCAGGGCGUUGCCUGCAACAAUCUAACCGGUCGAGUCACCGGAGUUCAUCUCCCGGGAUUCAUUUCCACGACCGAUUCCGUGUUUCAGUCUCAGAUGGAAGGUUGGUUGUCCUCAUCAAUCACACUCCUUACAUCUCUUGAAGUUCUCGAUCUCGGAGGACUCGUAGGCCUUACCGGGAGAAUUCCAGCAUCGAUCGGUCGUCUCAAGAACCUCAAACAGCUCUAUCUCUAUGGGAACAAGCUGAGAGGACCGGUGCCAGACAGCAUCGGUAAGCUCUUGAAACUCGAAGAACUUCACCUGCACGAGAAUAGAUUAUCUGGAUAUCUUCCUCCUGGCAUUGGUUGUCUUAAAAAUCUUAAUGCUUUGCUUCUUCAUUCAAAUGGAUUCACUGGUAGUAUCCCUGGUUCAUUCUCCAACUUGACAAAUCUCAUGCAUUUCGACCUUUAUAGCAAUUCCCUCACUGGUAAUAUACCAGAAAAUAUUGGUGAAUUGCAGCUCUUGAAAGAGCUUGAUCUUUCUGAAAAUUUCUUGACUGGGAAAAUCCCAGUUUCCAUUAACAAUUUAACAUCCAUUUCAGUCAUGUAUUUGGAUUGUAAUCAUCUAGAGGGAGAGAUACCAUUUCCAUCAAAUUAUGGUCAAAUGCCAAUGCUUGGAUUUUUAAGGCUACAAAACAAUCAAAUAAGUGGGAAAAUACCGCCCAACAUUGGAUUUCUGGUUUCCCUCAAGAGGGUUUCUCUUGAAAACAACAAGCUCGAAGGAGCAAUUCCUUCUAGUUUGGGUAGUCUAAAAGCUUUGACAGAGUUGUAUCUCGGCGGCAACGAGUUGUCCGGUGUCAUACCGAAGUCAAUCGGCCUACUUUCUCGUCUCUUACUUUUGAGCCUUUCUCGUAACUCGAUUCAAGGACCAUUGCCUGAUGAAAUGUCUGCUCUCCAGAAUUUGCAGACACUGGACCUUUCUUUCAACAACUUGAAUCUAAGCUCCAUUCCAAUGUGGAUAUCGGAGUUACCGUCUCUUUCGAGAAUCUUCUUAGCAGGAAGCGGAAUCAAAGGCCGAAUACCGGACUCAUUGAGAUUGACACCAAGUCCGGUACAGGAACUGGACUUAUCGUCUAAUGAUCUCACCGAUGGGAUACCGACAUGGAUGGGAAGCCUCACUCAACUCUAUUCAUUGAAUCUUUCAAGGAACCGUCUCAGUUCAAGUAUUCCGGCUUCAGUUGCCAAUCUCGAGGCCUUAGGGGUGUUAGACCUUCACUCAAACAAUCUAACAGGCUCAUUGGAACAUGUUUUUAAGAUGGGAACCAGUUUCCCUGGUGGUUCACUGACCUACAUUGACGUAUCCGAUAACAGCUUCACGAGUGCAAUCGAGCACAUUGGCGUGGGGACAUUGGAAAGACUUGAAUAUCUUAAUUUAUCACAUAAUUUACAAAAGGGUCGAUUGCCAACUUCAGUGGCGAAAUUGAAGGCAUUGAAAUGCUUGGAUUUGAGCCACAACAAGUUGGGUUCCGGUUUGGUGGAGGGCUUAGCAAAUCUAAGCCAUUUGGAGACGUUGAAGCUACAGAGAAACAGUUUUACCGGUAAAAUACCGGUGGAGUUUUUGAACCUCAAAAACCUCAAGUAUUUGGACUUGUCGGACAAUCUUUUGGUCGGGGAAAUCCCUGCUGGAAAACCACUUAGUGACUUUCCUCAGAGCUGUUUCACAGGAAACAGAGGUUUAUGCGGGAAGCCGCUUUCUCCCUGCAAAUCUUGAAGUAGGUUCCGCCCCGCCCCCGGAAACCACCACCAUUUGUUGUAUUGUUUGACAACGUUUAUGUAUUAGCAUGCUUCUCAUCUGUAAAUACUGGUGCGACGGUCAAUGCAUAUCACAUU